AGCACGUGUAGGGAGGCGCAUUGGGUAUCUCCAUCGCCGGGGCUGCGCCGCAGUCGGAGCGCUGUCACUCUAGCGGAGCACGGCUCCGUCUGCCGCCAGCCUUUGCCUAAUUGCGUCCCGAGAAUAAUCCUUACAUGCAUCGCAUUGUGCGCCACUGCAGUGAAGGGAAAAGCAGCAUCACUUCUGACAGCAGUUAUCGGAGCAGGUAUCCUUGCGUAUCUCUUCUCCUCUACUAAGGACUACAGGACCGAUUUGGGGAAUACUUUCGGGAUCAUCAGCGGCAAGUUUCCCCCCUCCCCCCACUGUUAGUUUGUUUGCUUUAUUUUUUAUUUUUUUUAACCCCUUCACGGAAGCGAGGAACUGGCACCUGCUGUUUAAUGAAAGAAUGGGACCCCUAUUCGCUUUUCUCAUCCUCUGCAUAAACGCUGCCGUCCCGCAGCAAGCCCAAGGGGAGGUGUGCGAGCCGAGCCGAUGCGAGAGCGGCGCUGCCUGCCUUUCGGCGCAGGCUGACGAAUCGUUUGCAUCAGCAGAUGGGGAAGAUCCUACUUCAGCAGGUCCAUGCCAACCAAACCCCUGUCACAAUGGAGGAGUAUGUGAAAUAAGCGAGACCUACAGAGGAGACACCUUUAUUGGAUAUGUGUGCAACUGUCCACUUGGCUUCAAUGGAGUCCACUGUCAACACAAUGUGAACGAGUGCGAGAGACACCCUUGUAAAAAUGGUGGGAUUUGUACGGAUUUGGUUGCCAACUACUCCUGCGAGUGUCCUGGGGAAUACAUGGGAAGGAAUUGUCAAUACAAAUGCUCUGGCCCGCUUGGAAUGGAAGGUGGGGUCAUCUCUAACCAGCAGAUCACAGCAUCCUCUACGCACCGAGCCCUCUUUGGCCUGCAGAAGUGGUACCCGUACUUUGCCAGACUCAAUAAGAAGGGCUUGGUGAACGCCUGGAGUGCAGCAGAGAACGACAGAUGGCCCUGGAUCCAGAUAAACCUGCAGAGAAGGAUGAGGGUCACCGGCCUGAUAACACAGGGAGCCAAACGGAUCGGCAGCCCAGAAUACGUCAAGUCGUACAAGGUGGCUUUCAGCGAUGACGGCAAGACAUGGAACAUGUAUAAAGUCAAGGGCACGGAUGAGGACAUGAUCUUCCGCGGAAACAUCGAUAACAACACGCCGUCUGCUAACUCCUUCACUCCGCCCAUCGAAGCCCAGUACGUACGGAUUUACCCGCAGGUCUGCAGACGCCACUGCACCCUGAGGAUGGAGCUGCUGGGCUGUGAGCUUACAGGCUGCUCGGAGCCACUGGGGAUGAAGACAGGCCACAUCCAGGAUUAUCAAAUCUCGUCGUCCAGUGUCUUUCAGACCCUCAACAUGGACAUGUUCUCCUGGGAGCCAGGCAAGGCCAGACUGGACAAACAGGGCAAAGUGAAUGCGUGGACAUCGGGCCAUAAUGACCAGUCACAGUGGCUGCAGAUUGAUCUGCUCAUUCCUACGAAAGUCACUGGCAUCAUCAGCCAAGGAGCCAAAGACUUUGGGCAUGUCCAGUUCGUGGGCUCAUACAAGCUGGCAUUCAGCAACGAUGGAGAGAGAUGGACUGUAUAUCAGGACGAAAAGCAGAAGAAGGAUAAGAUUUUCCAAGGGAACUUCGACAACGAGACGCAUAGAAAGAAUGUGAUCGAGCCGCCCAUCUCCGCCCGUUUCCUGCGGAUUCUUCCGUGGUCGUGGUACGGGCGGAUCACCUUGCGGGUCGAGUUGCUGGGGUGCACGGAAGAAGACUAAACAACUACCCCCCCCCCCCCCACCCUCUCCCCAUCCCUGUGGUGUACUGGAAUAUCAAAUAUUGAAUAUCAAUCCAGUAUCUUAACAUAAACUUUGUGAAACCUGUAAAAAUAAUAUAUUUACACUGGGUUUUUAAGAACAAGUGUCAUGGCUCACAGGAGUUUGUGUUUUGUAUAAUGAUCUAAAUCUCUUCUGGGCAAGAUUUUUUUUGUUCAAAUUGCCUUUUAUGAUUUUUAAGAUAUCGCUUGCCCUUCUGUGUUUUGCUUCGUCUAUGGAAUGUUAUUUGUUUUGACAAAAUUUUUCACACUGUGGUACACGCAUUAUCAUAGCUACAGUGCUGUUGUUGUUAUUAUUAUUAUUAUUAUUAUUUAUUUUAUUUAUUUUUUAAUGAAAAAAAACAGACCCUUUCUAAUAUGCCUCUUUUGGGUGUAUAACCUUUGACUGUUGUUCAAAACAAAUAAAUAAAUAACAACUGUUUAAAUACUGUCAUAAAAAAAUGUAACCACUAAAUUUGAUGUACGAUCGGUUUAUGAUUUUUAUUUGACUCUGAACAAACAUAAAUGUCUGGGGUUUAAGGAAGAAUCAUUGUAAGAUAUUUCAAGACAAUUUUAGACUAAAUUGCAUGCCAUACAGUUUACGGUAAUAAAUGCAUAUAAACAAGACACAAAUCAGUUUACAAUUUAUUUUAUUUCAGUAUUUUCGUUUAAGGAUAAAUUUUGUGUGGAUUUCCCUUGCUUCUGAUUAUUACUGCAAAAGUUUCACCGAAUUUACCCACACAAAAACGCCGAUUCAUUUAAUUAACAAUGGAUUGAAAAAAAACGGGGUACUGACAGGAAUGGAUCUGAUUUCUCACAUAUUGUUAUCUUUAUUUUUUAAUUUAUUUAUUUCACGAUCUUUUUCUUUGUAUUCCCAUUCUCUGACUGCACUUUAUUCGUCUUGGAAAAUCACUUUUUAUGCCCUGCCAUGAAAUUCUUUAUCGACUAUAAAUGUAACUUGUCCUUUCAACUGUCUUUGUGGAUCCAAAAUGUUUUGUUGAGCAGAAAAUUACACACCCUUUGCCCAGAGUUACAAAUCAUAACCCCAACAGGAAACCAUCUGUUGCUCUAAGCAAUUAAAAUUAAAAGUAGGAUUCCAGUUAACAGCAUUAUAAUUUAUGAUUCUAUGAUUCUAUUACAUGAACCAACUAUCUGGUAAUAGUGAAAAAUGUAGCAUUUUAUGCUACUUCAUAUGUUUAAUCAAACAUAUGCUAUUUUGAUGUCCCUGAGAAAUAUAAAUAAGCUGAAAAAUGACAAAGUAACAGUCGUGCCUCUUCUGAUAUCCAUGGUGGCCAGCUUGGGUUUACCGUAUUACAGCUCAGCUAGCUGCUCUUCGAACUUAAACCGUAUUUAAAUAGUCAAUAGUCAGGCUAGUCAAGUAACUCAAAUUUUAGUUCUUUGUGAGCGUUUUCUGUGUCUAAACAUAAUAUUUAAAUGAGAGAUAAUAAAAAAUUCAAAGCAAUCUUUAUAUGAAAGAGACGUUGGAGAAAUUGGAUUGAGUGAAACCAAAGAUGGACGGUGUAUUAUUAAUACAUUAUGUUCUACGCAUUAUGCUACAUGACAGCUCAAUAAACUUUACUAACCACACAUGAAGUCAAGUAGCUUCAUGUAACAGGUUAUCUCUCACUAUCCUUUAGAUGAUUCCAUAGAAACAGAAGUUCGACAAGUCAAUCGCCACCUUAAAUCCAAUAAUACCUGUAGAAAAAAAUAUUGAUUGUAGUACACAUAAAAGUACCAUUUGCACAUAUUGAGAGGUAUAUAAUUAGUUUUCCCUCUUUAGAAAAGGCAAAGCAUUUUCAUUGAUUGUUAAUAAAUAUAAACAUUGACAUAUCCUUUGACCAAAUCUGUUUCAGUUUGUCUCGAUACCAUAUUCUGUCAGGAAUAGUAUUAAAAAUAUAUAUUAUGCCAUUUCUAAAGUAACUGUUGAGGGCUAUAAAAUAGUUUUUCAUGUCAUUUAUUUUGUUUUUCUGACAUUGCAGUGUCAAUUAAUGAAUUUUCAGGCUUUGGAAAAUGUAUGCAUGAAGUCAUGACCCAGCAAUGAGAUUUAAAAAUAUAUAUAUAUGUCCACAGGCACAUGAUUCGUAGUAUAUUUCCAUUCAGUCCAGUGUGGUUUUGAAUAGAUCCCAGUCUUUCGGUAUGUGUGCUGUUACAUAGUAAUUGUCGUGAGAAGGUCCUUCUCUUUUGAAGCAAAGGAGGGCAAAAAGACCAAGGUCAACAUUCCUCCACCCAAUGUCUUUGUUUUCCUCUUUUAUUUCAAGUGCUAACAAGCGAAAUAUUCCGAUGAUAUACCGACUUGUCAAAGGGGUCGAACUUUUCUUGUGUACCAGUACGUGUUUGCUUCAACAAGAGCUAUCUGUUUUAACAAAUAAAAACUGUCUGUGAAUUA
This is a messenger RNA of Brienomyrus brachyistius, 4192 nucleotides long. It is a transcript of the gene edil3b, whose product is annotated as EGF-like repeats and discoidin I-like domains 3b. The record is from RefSeq and is a predicted model, not a curated record. The transcript is spliced from 11 exons. NCBI's taxonomy places the organism in Eukaryota, Metazoa, Chordata, Actinopteri, Osteoglossiformes, Mormyridae. Gene Ontology annotation, molecular function: calcium ion binding. Bases 386 to 1771 code for a protein of 461 amino acids.